AUGGCGGCAUCACUAUUCACCUUCUCCUCCACCUCAAGAAGAGUUGUUCCAGCUCCAAACUCACCUCCUCUUCCCAUAUACAUCAAAGCCACCAACGUAGUUUUCAACCCUGAUAUUCCAGAAGUUCAUCAUGGUCUUGGACUUGAUGAUUUUGUUAAUUUCUUAGCUUCCUGCCGACUCCGAUACGCAAUCAGUGACGUUCCAUCAGAGUUCUUUCCCGAACAAGUUUGUGAAUUCUACUACACUGCAACAAUUAAUGAUGAAAACAACGCCAUCUCCGGGACUAUUGGCCAUGGAAGACACUCAGUCUUCAUUACCGCUGACCUCCUCAGUGCUGCGCUCAGGUUACCAAUUUUUGAACCAUUCUCAGAGCUUCCAUCUAUUGAACGCUGUAGACGUAUCUUUGAUCAACUGGGAUACGAUCACUCUAAGGCUGGUACUCGAUCAGCUCUCAUUCUGCAUCACUGCAUGACUCUAGGAUGGAAGUUCUUCACCGGUGCUCUGUGUAAGUGUGUGGGUCACAAAUCUCGCAGUGGUGAUCAACUAAGCAUGUAUGAACAACAAGUCGUCUGUUCCCUUCUUCUCAACAAACGCCUUGAUUAUGGGGCUUUCUUCUUUGAUCAGCUUGUCCAACUUCUUCGUGCAAAUGUAUGCGCUGAUCAUGUCCCCUUUCCACGCUGGAUUGCUCUUGUGCUACAUAAAUUUUUCGCUGAAGCUUACUAUUCACAUUCUGGGAACCCCAUCCAAUGCCCUCACAUGUCAGUGCGAAUGUAUCAGGAUGAUCCAUUGGACACCGAUAUCAGCAUCUCUGAUCGGAUGAGAGAAUGGAUCGCAAAUCCAUAUAUUGUUCCUUCACUCACCGCUGGUACUGAUGAAGGAGUUGAUGAUAACAACGAAGAUCAUGCCGAUCAAGAAGCUGAAUCACAGAAUGGUGGCCAUCUCUCCCUCAACUCUCUCAUCAUACUCUCUCUGACACUGAGAGAGGUCACUCAGCUCAAGGGGAGCCAUUAUUUCAGGGGGAGCAACCAUUCCAGAGGAGCCACCAUCUUAGGGGGAGCAACCAUCCCAAGGGGAGAACCAUUCUCUGGGGAGCAACCUCGCUCACCAGAAGUUCCAGGUACUUCAUUUCUUUGCAUACCGGCCUCAACAUUUAAUGAGCUUCUGACACUAACUCGGGACAUGAGUCAACGUCUUCUACGAAUUGAGGCUGAUGUCUAG
This is a messenger RNA of Lactuca saligna, 1218 nucleotides long. NCBI's taxonomy places the organism in Eukaryota, Viridiplantae, Streptophyta, Magnoliopsida, Asterales, Asteraceae. The record is from the annotation of a GenBank genome assembly.